AUUAAUCGAUGUUCGCAGCCGUCUAACAGGACGUGUAAUCGAAUACGACGUCAUUGGUUCAAAUAUGGCGGAUCCCAAACAAGCAAACCAGAAAAGCAUUAAAAUAGCUGCUGGUGCAGUGGUGUGUGUUGAGAGUGAUAUCAGAGGAGAUGUCACCAUUGGGCCGAGGACCGUGAUCCACCCGAAAGCCCGGAUUAUUGCAGAUGGUGGUCCGAUCAUCAUAGGAGAAGGCAACCUGAUAGAAGAACAAGCGCUCAUCGUAAACAGUUAUCCUGAAAACAUCAUGCCUGGCACAGAGGAUUAUGAACCCAAGACCAUGACAAUAGGCACCAACAAUGUUUUCGAAGUCGGCUGCGUCUCCCAAGCGAUGAAAAUUGGGGACAACAACGUAAUUGAGUCGAAAGCUGAAGUGGGCCGUAACGUGAUCCUGACGAGCGGCUGCAUCAUCGGCGCAUGCUGUCGGCUCAACACGUGUGAGGAGAUUCCAGAGAACACGGUCAUCUACAGCUCCACUUGCAUGAGGAGAGUACAGACCGAGAGACCUCAGCCCCAGACUCUGCAGCUGGACUUCCUGAUGAAGAUUUUACCCAACUAUCAUCAUCUGAAGAAGACGCAGAAGAUUAACCCGACUCCCGCCCGCACUUGAAAUCAUUCCACCGCUUUGCUCUGCUAAAUGCUAAAAAAAAUCUAUCACAUGCUAACAACCUGUCAGUUUUAUUUACUUCAUGUACUGAGGUUUAGUACAGUCAAAGAACCUAUUGUUUCUGUACUGUCUUGUAUUAAACUUUGAUUAUUUAUUGUCUGAUAUUAAAGGCUUCCUCAUCCAGCUGUCUUUAUCCCA
This is a messenger RNA of Tachysurus vachellii, 841 nucleotides long. RefSeq names its product dynactin subunit 6 (gene dctn6). Gene Ontology annotation, cellular component: dynactin complex. The coding region runs from base 65 to 646 and encodes 193 amino acids. The transcript is spliced from 7 exons. NCBI's taxonomy places the organism in Eukaryota, Metazoa, Chordata, Actinopteri, Siluriformes, Bagridae. The record is from RefSeq and is a predicted model, not a curated record. Gene Ontology annotation, molecular function: dynein complex binding. Gene Ontology annotation, biological process: mitotic spindle organization.